AAAUCUAAAACGAAAUGAAACGUAUUCCCCCACAAAAAGAUAGCAGGACACACGCCGGCGGCGUGCCACCUUCAACUGCCCCAACCCAAAACCACCACCUCAAAACACAACCGCCGCUGCAAGAAUUCACUGAAGAACCGAAGGAUAGCAAAACCGAAUAGAUAGAUUGUGAAGAAAGUGAAUAAUCGUUUCCCUUCAAAUAUGGCGGCAGUUUCGGAAAACGAGAGCUCAUUACCAAAAACCAUUAUACCUGACGAAUGGUCCGAUGCAGCUGAGGCCAUAGCCUAUGACGCCGUUGCUUUUCCGAUUAUUUUGGUCUGUGGACCUAAGAACAGCGGCAAAACCACUUUCUCCCGACACAUCGUCAACGUUCUUCUUCAGAGGCACAAAAGAGUGCCCUACCUCGAUACUGAUGUUGGACAGACAGAGUUUACUCCUCCUGGUCUCCCGUCUCUUACUGUCAUCGACAAAAUACCGCCAGGCAAACAGAAUGAAUAUGAAAAUGAUUUUUCUUUGGUGAUAUCUCUUCGAAAAGGGACCCAACCAUCUAUUUGACUUAUAUAUUGGCCUUGUAUGAGUAUUAUAUGAAAGAAUACUGCACGGGUGACAACACAGCAACUCAGGGAAGUGUUGGAUUGCCACUUGUCAUAAAUACCCCUGGGUGGGUAAAAGGUAUCGGUUAUGAACUACUUGUAGACAUGCUAAAACAAAUGUCUCCAACCCAUGUAGUUAAGAUUCGAAUAUCGGCCGAGAGCAAAAAUUUACCAGCUGGGGCAUUUUGGUUAGAUGAGGGGAAUGCUGAUUCCGUGACUGUCAUUGAGGUCAGUGCUGCUCUCCAGGACUAUUUGAAGAGAUCGGUGUUGGUCCGAAAAGAUGCACGCCUUCUACGUGAUCUACGUGUAAUGGCAUACUUCAGGCAAUGCUUCCCAAGCGAUUUGACUGUGUCCACGAUCAAGGAACUUGCUCGUGCAUUGGCCACUCACCCUCCUUAUGAAGUUCCUAUAUCAAGCAUCAAAAUCAAACACCUUCACUGCCAGUUAGACUCAGCUACUCAGAUCUUUGCAUUUUUUUCAAGAACACUGAAUUGUGAGUUUGAAUGCAAGCAUUGUUGGUCUGGGAGUCAGUUCAGUGUCCGACCGAUUUCCUCAAUGUGUUGGCUUGGGGAUAGUGAGAGGCAUCGACACUUUCAGUGGGGUGCUCCAUGUUAUAACCCUGUUCCACAGAAGUUUCUGGAAGAUGUUGAUCUGUUACUUCAAGGGUUUAUUCAAAUUCCGAAUGCUUUACUUCAGGUACAAGGUUGUGUUUCUCCAUACAUGUCUGCAAACGUGAUCUCUACUAAUUAUAAAGUUUUCAGAUAUAUUGCUUCUUUUACAGCUAAUUUGAAUUCACUAGCUGUACAUCAAUCUAUUUGUAAUCUGAAAAUAUUUAACUUGAAAUGACAUUAGUUCACUGCUAGGG
This is a messenger RNA of Striga asiatica, 1458 nucleotides long. The record is from the annotation of a GenBank genome assembly. Lineage: Eukaryota; Viridiplantae; Streptophyta; Magnoliopsida; Lamiales; Orobanchaceae.